AUGUCUGCUCGUCCCCAGAACAUCGGUAUCAAAGCCAUUGAGGUCUAUUUCCCUAGUCAGUGUGUUGACCAGGCGGAAUUGGAGAAGUUCGAUGGCGUCAGUGAAGGGAAAUACACAAUUGGUCUCGGACAGACCAAGAUGAGCUUUUGUGAUGACCGUGAGGACAUCUACUCCAUGGCUCUGACUACCCUUUCAUCCCUUUUACGCAAGUACAAUAUCGAUACCAACUCCAUUGGCCGCUUGGAAGUUGGUACUGAGACCCUGUUGGACAAGUCCAAGUCUGUCAAAUCGGUUUUGAUGCAGCUUCUCGGUGACAACACCAACGUGGAGGGCGUGGACACGGUCAAUGCCUGCUACGGAGGUACCAAUGCAGUUUUCAACAGCAUCAACUGGGUGGAAUCCUCGGCCUGGGACGGCAGGGACGCCGUCGUUGUCUGCGGUGAUAUUGCUUUGUACGCUAAGGGCAAUGCUCGCCCCACGGGUGGUGCUGGCUGCGUUGCCAUGCUGAUUGGCCCGGACGCUCCCAUCGUGUUCGAGCCCGGCCUCCGUGGCAGCUACAUCACCCAUGCGUACGAUUUCUUCAAGCCUGACCUCUCCAGCGAGUACCCCGUCGUCGACGGCCAUUUCUCUCUCAAGUGCUAUACGGAAGCGGUGGAUGCUUGCUACAAGGCGUACGGGACCCGUGAGAAGUCCUUGAAGGAGAAGACCCAGAAUGGCACCAAUGGUACCGUUCAGGACGAAUCUGCCACUCCCUUGGAUCGAUUUGAUUACAUCUUGUUCCACGCCCCCACAUGCAAGCUGGUGCAGAAGUCCUACGGCCGGAUGUUGUACAACGACUAUCUCGCGAAUCCCACCCACCCAGCUUUCGCCGAGGUUGCGCCGGAGCUGCGUGAUUUGGACUACGACAAGUCCCUAACGGACAAGAGUGUGGAGAAGACUUUCAUGGGCUUGACUAAGAAGCGUUUUGCCGAGCGUGUGCGGCCAAGCCUUGACGUGGCCACUCUCUGUGGUAACAUGUACACUGCUACCGUCUAUGCGGGUCUGGCCAGCUUGCUCUCCAACAUUUCCUUCGACCCGAGCCAGCCCAAACGUAUUGGAUUCUUCUCCUAUGGCAGUGGUCUUGCUGCUUCCAUGUACAGUGCGAAGAUUGUCGGUGAUGUGUCUUACAUGGUUGAGAAGCUCAACCUCCACAAGCGUCUCGACGCUAGAACCGUUCUGCCUCCUCAGGGCUAUGAUGAUAUGUGCAUUCUUCGUGAGCAUGCACACUUGAAGAAGAACUUCAAGCCCUCUGGUAACACGGAGACGAUUCUCCCCAACACCUACUUCCUAACUGAAGUGGAUGACAUGUUCCGACGCAAAUAUGACAUCAAGGCGUAA
Molecule: messenger RNA, 1377 nt
Organism: Aspergillus tanneri
Lineage: Eukaryota; Fungi; Ascomycota; Eurotiomycetes; Eurotiales; Aspergillaceae
Gene: erg13
Product: hydroxymethylglutaryl-CoA synthase
Exons: 4
Coding region: 1-1377 (458 amino acids)
Biological process (GO): ergosterol biosynthetic process; acetyl-CoA metabolic process
Molecular function (GO): hydroxymethylglutaryl-CoA synthase activity
Source: RefSeq, a predicted model, not a curated record